This is a messenger RNA of Carassius gibelio (silver crucian carp), 5848 nucleotides long. Its product is annotated as NACHT, LRR and PYD domains-containing protein 12. The coding region runs from base 257 to 5722 and encodes 1821 amino acids. The record is from RefSeq and is a predicted model, not a curated record. Gene Ontology annotation, molecular function: protein binding. The transcript is spliced from 19 exons. NCBI's taxonomy places the organism in Eukaryota, Metazoa, Chordata, Actinopteri, Cypriniformes, Cyprinidae.
CUGCCAGAAGUGAAAGCAUUUGAAGAGUUUUACCGUGUGCCUGUUUACAUCAGGGCAUUAUACGAUGCUUUAAAUCAGAAAAAAACAUCAGUGUUAAGUAUUAAAUAGUAAUAUUUGUAGUUGCCUCUACAGGAAUUUACAUGGUGGGGAAACACUUGAAGAGAAACUACGAACAUGGGAACCUUUGUGAUUUUGAUCAGAGUGAUUGAACAUUAGUCAGACGUACCUGUGCGGCUACAUUCAGACUGAAUCAGUCAUGGAGGACAAAGAAACAUUUGACAAUCACGAUUUUUCUCCAGGAUGCAGGCAGAGGUCAAACUCACUGGAGCCCGGCUGUGUGUCCAUGAAGAUUGACCAGUCUAAGGAAAACAUAGGAACAUUUAAAGGAAAAUGCACAUCUACAGAUCUGAGAACUUUGUCCAUGAGAAGUGAUCGUUCUAAAGACAACAUAAUAACAUUUGGAGAAAAACACACAUCACCUGAUCUGAGAUAUUUGUCCUUGAGAAGUGACCGUUCUAAGGACAACAUUAUAACCUUUGAAGAAAAACACACAUCACCUGAUCUGAGAUAUUUGUCCUUGAGAAGUGAUCGUUCUAAGGACAACAUAAUAACAUUUGAAGAAAGACGCAAAUCAACUGAUUUGAGUCAAUUUCAAUGGCAGAGAUCAGACUCACAGGAGCAAAGCUGUGUGUCCAUGGAAAGUGAAGCGUCUAUGGGAGAGUCAGUAAUAUUUAAUGGGAAAAGCAAAUCAAAUCUGAGUUGUGACUCUCAACUGAUCCAAGGCACAUUCAAAUCAAAUCUUAUAAAGACAUUUCAGUGUCUGUAUGAAGGAAAAGACAAGCAGGGAAACCCAACACUCCUGACCGAGACCUACACAGAGCUCUACAUCACAGAGAGUGAAAGUGGAGAGAUCAAUAAUGAGCAUGAGGUGAGACAGAUUGAGACACAGUCCAGGAGAGCAGCAACCGAUGACACACCAAUCAAAUGCAAUGACAUCUUUAGAGCUUUACCUGGACAAGGCAAAGCCAUCAGAACUGUGCUGACAAAGGGAGUUGCUGGCAUUGGAAAAAUGGUCUCUGUGCAGAAGUACAUUGUGGACUGGGCUGAAGGGAAAGAGAAUCAGGACGUCCAGCUCAUAUUUCCACUUCCUUUCAGAGAGCUCAACUUGAUGAAGGACAAAACACUCAGUCUUUUAGAUCUUCUUCAUGACUUUUUCCCUGAAACAAAAGAAAUUCAAAUAUCUAGUAGCGAAUAUAAAGUGUUGUUCAUCUUCGAUGGUCUGGAUGAGUGUCGUCUGUCUCUGGAUUUUCAGAGUGAUGUGAGGUUGUGUAAUGUGAGUGAAUCGGCCCCAGUGAAUGUGCUGCUGAUGAACCUCAUUGUGGGGAAUCUGCUUCCCUCUGCUCUCAUCUGGAUCACCUCCAGACCAGCAGCAGCUGAUCUCAUUCCCUCUGAGUGUGUCCAUCGAGUGACAGAGGUACGAGGCUUCAACGACCCACAGAAGGAGGAAUACUUCAGGAAGAGAAUCAGUGAUCAGAGUCUGGCCGACAGGAUCCUCUCACACCUGAAGUCAUCAAGGAGCCUCUUCAUCAUGUGCCACAUCCCAGUGUUCUGCUGGAUCUCAGCCACUGUUCUGGAGAAGAUGUUGAGUGAAGCAGAGAGUGGAGAGAUUCCCAAAACUCUCACUCAAAUGUACACACACUUCCUGAUCCUUCAGACCUGGGUCAAACAUGAGAAGGACUAUGAGAAGAAAGGUAAAAAUGAAGACAUGAUUGUCAAACUGGGGAAACUGGCUUUUCAGCAGCUUGUGAAAGGCAACCUGAUCUUCUAUGAGCAAGACCUGAGAGAGUGUGGCAUUAAUGAGACAGAAGCAUCAGUGUACUCAGGAUUGUGCACUCAGAUCUUCAGAGAGGAGUUCGGCUUGUUUCAGGGGAAAGUCUUUUGCUUUGUUCAUCUGACCAUCCAGGAACAUCUAGCUGCUCUAUAUGCACACCGCUCCUUCACACAUGACAACAUCAAUGUGUUUGAUCAAACUAAACAAAGUUUAUUGUCUAAGAAUCUUAAGAAAUAUGCUUCAUUAUCCGAGCUGCAUCAGAGAGCAGUGGAUGAAGCUUUACAGAGUAAGAAUGGACAUCUGGACCUUUUCCUGCGUUUUCUUCUGGGACUCUCAUUGGAGUCCAAUCAGACUCUCUUACGAGAACUACUGAUACAGACAGGAAGCUGCUACUACAAAAAAGAGGAAAUAGUUCAGUACAUCGAGCAGAAGAUCAGGAAGAAUCAAUCUCCAGAGAAAUCCAUCAAUCUGUUCCACUGUCUGAAUGAACUGGGUGAUGAUUUACUGAUGCAGGAGAUCCAAGAUUAUCUGACAUCUGGAAAAAUAAAACAAUCCGAACUCUCCUCUACACAGUGGUCCGCUCUGGUGUAUGUGUUACUGACAUCAGAACAGAAGUUGGAUGUUUUUAUACCAAAAAAGUUUAUUGGAUCCCAACAUACAGCAGUUGAAGUUCUUCAGAAGCUGCUGCCGGUGGUUAAAGAAUCCAGAUCAGUUCUGAUGUAUGAAUGUGGAGUCACAGAUAAAAUUUGUGCUGCUCUGGCUUCAGCUCUGAUAUCAAACCCCUCACACCUGAGAGAACUGGAUCUGUCUAAGAAUAACCUUGGGGACUCAGGAGUGAAGCUGCUCUCCGAUGGACUGAAGGAUCCUCACUGUAAACUGGAGACAAUGAUGUUGAGUGAUUGUGGAGUCACAUGUGAAGGUUGUCCUGCUCUGACUUCAGCUCUGAAAUCAAACCCCUCACACCUGAGAGAAUUGAAUCUGACUGGAAAUAAACUAGGAGAUUCAGGAGUGAAUCUGCUCUCUGGUGUACUGAAAGAUAUUAAUUGUAAACUGAAGAAACUGAAGUUGAGUAAUUGUGGUGUCACAGGUGAAGGUUGUGCUGCUCUGGCUUCUUCUCUGAAAUCAAACCCCUCACACCUUAGAGAACUGGAUCUGACUGGAAAUAAACUAGGAGACUCAGGAGUGAAGCAGCUUUCUGAUCUACUGCAGGAUCCUCUCUGCAAACUGAAAAUACUGAGUCAUAACUUUCUACUAAUCCAAAGAAUGCUUAAAUUAAAUCUGAAGAAGAAGUGUCAGUGUCUGUAUGAAGAAACAGCAAACCAGGGAAACCCAACACUCCUGACAGAGACCUGCACAGAGCUCUACAUCACAGAGAGUGAAAGAGGAGAGAUCAAUAAUGAGCAUGAGGUGAGACAGAUUGAGACACAAUCCAGGAGAGCAGCAACCGAGGACACACCAAUCAAAUCCAGUGACAUCUUUAGAACUUUACCUGGACAAGACAAAGCCAUCAGAACUGUGCUGACAAAAGGAGUUGCUGGCAUUGGAAAAACAGUUUCUGUGCAGAAGUUCAUAGUGGACUGGGCUGAAGGGAAAGAGAAUCAGGACAUCCAACUUACAUUUCCACUUCCUUUCAGAGAGCUCAACUUGAUGAAGGACAAAACACUCAGUCUUUCAGAUCUUCUUUGUAUCUUUUUCCCUGACACAAAAGAAAUGAAAAUAUCCGGUGAUGAAUAUAAAGUGUUGUUCAUCUUUGAUGGUCUGGAUGAGUGUCGUCUGUCUCUGGAUUUUCAGAGUGAUGUGAGGUUAUGUGAUGUAAGUGAAUCAGCCUCAGUGAACGUGCUGCUAAUGAACCUCAUUGUGGGGAAUCUGCUUCCCUCUGCUCUAAUCUGGAUCACCUCCAGACCAGCAGCAGCUGAUCUCAUCCCCUCUGAGUGUGUCCAACGAGUGACAGAGGUACGAGGCUUCAAUGAUCCACAGAAGGAGGAAUACUUCAGGAAGAGAAUCAGUGAUCAGAGUCUGGCUGACAGGAUCAUCUCACACCUGAAGUCAUCAAGGAGCCUCUUCAUCAUGUGCCACAUCCCAGUCUUCUGCUGGAUCUCAGCCACUGUUCUGGAGAAGAUGUUGAGUGGAGCAGAGAGCGGAGAGAUUCCCAAGACUCUCACUCAAAUCUACACACACUUCCUGAUCCUUCAGACCCGCAUCAAACAUGAGAAGGACUAUAAGAAGAAAGUCAAAUAUGAAGACUUGAUUGUCAAACUGGGGAAACUUGCUUUUGAGCAGCUUCAGAAAGGCAACCUGAUCUUCUACGAGGAAGACCUGAGAGAGUGUGGCAUUGAUGAGACAGAAGCAACAGUGUACUCAGGAUUGUGCACUCAGAUCUUCAGAGAGGAGUUCGGCUUGUAUCAGGGGAAAGUCUUCUGUUUUGUUCAUCUGAGUAUCCAGGAACAUCUAGCAGCUCUAUAUGCACACUGCUCCUUUACAAAUGACAAUAUCAGUGUCUUUGAACAAACCAUAGAGACUUUGUUUUCCCAAAUUUUAAUCCAGAAGAAGCCUAUUUCAUUAUAUGAGCUGCAUCAGAGAGCUGUGGAUGAAGCUUUACAGAGUAAGAAUGGACAUCUGGAUCUUUUCCUGCGUUUUUUUCUGUGUCUCUCACUGGAGUCCAAUCAGACUCUCUUACGUGAACUACUGACACAGACAAUAAGCUGCCCCUACAAAAAAGAGGAAACAGUUCAGUUCAUUAAGCAGAAGAUUAGGAAUAAUCAGUCUCCAGAGAGAUCCAUCAAUCUGUUCCACUGUCUGAAUGAACUGGGUGAUGAUUCACUGAUGCAGGAGAUCCAAGAUUAUCUUAAAUCUGGAAAAAUAGGAAAAACCAAACUCUCCUCUUCACAGUGGUCAGCUCUGGUUUAUGUGUUGCUGACAUCAGAGCAGAAGAUAGAUGAGUUUAAUGUAAAACAGUUUAUUGGAGCCCAAAAUAAAGCAGAUGAAGUUCUUCAGAAGCUGCUGCCUGUGGUUAAAGAAUCCAGAUCUGUUCAGUUGGUUUGUUGUGAAGUCACAGUUGAAGGUUGUGCUGCUCUGGCUUCAGCUCUGAGAUCAAACCCCUCAUACCUGAGAGAACUGGAUCUGUCUGGAAAUAUACUAGGAGCUUCAGAAAUGAAUCUGCUUUCUGAUGGCCUGAGGGAUCUUCACUGUAAACUAGAAACACUUUGGUUGUGUAAGUGUGGUGUCACAGAUGAAGGUUUUGCUGCUCUGGUUUCCGCUCUGAGAUCAAACCCCUCACACAUGAGAAAACUGGAUCUGUCUGGAAAUGAACCAGGAGUGUCAGGAGUGAAUCUACUCUCUGAUCUAUUGAAGGAUCCUCACUGUAAAUUAGAGAUACUGAGGGUGAGUUAUUGUGGAGUCACAGAUGAAGGUUGUGCUGCUCUGGCUUCAGCUCUGAGAUCAAACUCCUCACACCUGAGAGAACUGAAGUUGUCUGGAAAUACAGGAGUAAAUCUGCUCUCUGCUGGACUGAAGGAUCCUGACUGUAAACUGGAAAUACUGUGGUUGAGGUAUUGUGGAGUCACAGAUGGAGGUUGUGCUGCUCUGGCUUCAGCUCUGGGAUCAAACCCCUCACACCUGAGAGAACUGAAUCUGUCUGGAAAUAAACUAGGAGAUUCAGGAUUGAAGCUGAUAUCUGAUAUACUGAAGGAUCCUCAAUGUAAUCUACAAAAACUCUGGUUGAGUAAUUGUGGAAUCACAGAUUGCGCUGCUCUGGCUUCAGCUCUGAGAUCAAACCCCUCACACCUGAGAGAACUGGAUCUGACUGGAAAUGAACUAAGAAAUUCAGAUGUGAAUCUGCUUUCUGAUAUGAAAGAUGAUUCACAUUAUGGACUGCAGAAGCUUCUGUUUUAGACAUUAGUCUGAUCUUCUCUGGAUCAGCUGAUGGUAAAUAAAGAGCCUCUACAGACAGACAUUCAAUCAGACAUUCAAUCACAUUCAACAGAAUCAACAGACACAGAAUUCAUAGUGACCAGAACA